AUGUCGGGCUACCAGCAAGGCCAUUAUGAUGAUGGCUACGGCCACCCGGCAGGUCAUGGCGACUCCUACUAUCAGGAUGAGCACCAACAGGGGUACUAUGACAACCAGGAAUAUGGCGAUGGCUAUUACGACCACGGCGGGAACGCUCAAGGUCAACACUACGCCCAGGAUGCCGGUGGUCAUGGGUAUGCCGAUGGCGGAUACUAUGACGCCGGUCACCAGCAGGAUGAGUACUACGCUGACCAGUACUAUGAUGCGGGCCAGGCCGGCUAUGGCCGGGGACGACGUGGCCAUGAUUCCGAAGAGGAUUCCGAGACCUUUAGCGAUUUCACCAUGAGGUCGGAAACGGCCCGUGCUGCUGAUAUGGACUAUUAUGGCCGCGGAGAUGAGCGUUAUAAUAGCUACACCGACAGCCAGUAUGGCCGUGGUGGCUAUGGCUAUCGCCCGCCCUCCUCCCAGGUCUCUUACGGUGGUAACCGGUCAUCGGGUGCAUCCACCCCGGUCUAUGGUAUGGACUAUGGAAACGCGUUGCCGGCUGGCCAGCGUUCGCGGGAACCCUACCCUGCCUGGACCUCGGAUGCCCAGAUUCCACUAUCCAAGGAGGAGCUAGAGGACAUUUUCCUCGACCUGGUAAACAAGUUCGGUUUCCAGCGGGAUAGCAUGCGGAACAUGUACGACCAUAUGAUGACCCUGCUUGACUCGAGGGCGUCCCGUAUGACUCCCAACCAGGCUUUGCUCUCCUUGCACGCUGACUACAUUGGUGGCCACAAUGCCAACUACCGCCGCUGGUACUUUGCGGCCCACCUUGACCUUGAUGACGCAGUUGGAUUUGCAAACAUGAAGUUGGGCAAGGCGGAUCGCAAGACCCGGAAGGCUCGCAAGGCUGCCAAGAAGGCUGCCCAGCAGAACCCCGAGAACGAGGAGGAGACUCUUGAGGCCCUGGAGGGUGACAACAGCCUGGAGGCUGCAGAAUACCGAUGGAAGUCUCGCAUGAACCGCAUGUCUCAGCAUGAUCGUGCGCGGCAAAUCGCACUGUAUCUGCUCAUUUGGGGUGAAGCAAACCAGGUUCGCUUUUUGCCUGAGUGUAUCUGUUUCAUUUUCAAGUGCGCCGACGACUACUAUGUCUCCCCCGAAUGCCAAAAUCGCACAGAGCCUUUCUGCCGUGACCAAGGUUACGAGAUCUCCGACGGCAAGUAUGUCCGCCGCGAGCGUGACCACAACCAAAUUAUCGGUUAUGACGACAUGAACCAGCUCUUUUGGUACCCCGAAGGCAUUGAGCGCAUCAGCUUUGAGGAUAAGACCCGGCUAGUAGAUAUUCCCCCUGCCCAGCGUUGGCCAAAGCUGAAGGAUGUCCUGUGGAAGAAGGCGUUCUUCAAGACCUACAAAGAGACACGUUCUUGGUUCCACAUGGUUACCAACUUCAACCGUAUUUGGGUGAUUCACUUGUGCUCUUUCUGGUUCUUCACUGCUUACAACGCCCCGACUCUGUAUACUCCCAACUACCAGCAGCAAUGGGACAACAAGCCCUCCACCGCCAAGUACUUGGCUGCUGUUGGUUUUGGUGGUGCACUUGCUGCCUUCAUUCAAAUCUUCGCGACCAUUUGCGAGUGGUUGUAUGUUCCACGUCGCUGGGCUGGUGCUCAGCAUCUGCGCAAGCGUUUCUUCUUCCUUCUCGCCGUCUUCGUCGUCAACCUCGUUCCCGGUGUUAUUAUUUUCGGCUUUCUGUCUGACCUCGGAAGCGAGAGUGUUCAAAAGCCGGUUGGCCUUGCCCUUGGUAUCGUUCACUUCGUCAUUGCCCUUCUUACUGCCACAUUCUUCGCAAUUCAGCCUUUGGGUGCGCUGUUUGGUAGCUACAUGAAGAAGAAUGGUCGUCAGUAUGUGGCCAGCCAGACUUUCACAGCAAGUUUCCCUCGUCUUCAGGGCAAUGACAUGUGGAUGUCGUACGGCCUAUGGGUUUGCGUUUUCGGUGCCAAGCUUGCAGAGUCUUACUUCUUCCUGACUCUGUCGUUCAAGGAUCCUAUCCGCAUCUUGUCUCCCAUGACAAUCUACGAGUGCACUGGUGUUAAAUACGUGGGCAACAUUUUGUGCCACAAGCAACCUCAGAUUCUCCUCGGUCUCAUGUUUUUCAUGGACUUGACGCUGUUCUUCCUUGACAGUUAUCUGUGGUACAUUAUCUGCAACACCAUCUUCUCGGUGGCCCGCUCGUUUUAUCUUGGUGUCUCGAUUUGGUCUCCGUGGAGAAACAUCUUCUCCCGUCUUCCCAAGCGUAUCUACUCCAAGGUCCUCGCAACCACCGACAUGGAAAUCAAGUACAAGCCUAAGGUCCUCAUUUCUCAGGUGUGGAAUGCCAUCAUCAUUUCCAUGUACCGUGAGCACCUGCUUGCCAUCGACCAUGUGCAGAAGCUCCUCUACCACCAGGUUCCCUCCGAGCAGGAAGGCAAGCGCACUUUACGUGCGCCUACUUUCUUCGUCUCACAAGAAGAUCAGUCUUUCAAGACGGAGUUUUUCCCUGCUGGCAGCGAGGCUGAACGCCGUAUCUCCUUCUUCGCCCAGUCUCUGUCCACUCCCAUGCCUGAGCCUCUGCCGGUGGAUAACAUGCCCACUUUCAGUGUUCUGAUUCCUCACUACGGUGAGAAGAUUCUCCUGUCUCUUCGAGAAAUCAUUCGUGAGGACGAGCCCUACUCCCGUGUUACCCUGCUGGAAUAUCUGAAGCAACUCCACCCUCAUGAGUGGGAUUGUUUCGUCAAGGACACCAAGAUUCUGGCGGACGAGACCUCUCAAUUCAAUGGCGAAUAUGGCGAGAAAGGAGAGAAGGAUGCUGCCAAGAGCAAGAUCGAUGAUCUUCCUUUCUACUGCAUUGGUUUCAAGUCUGCUGCUCCCGAGUACACCCUCCGUACCCGUAUCUGGGCUUCGCUUCGUUCCCAGACUCUUUACCGUACCGUCUCUGGCUUCAUGAACUAUAGUCGUGCCAUCAAGCUUCUGUACCGUGUUGAGAACCCUGAAGUUGUUCAGAUGUUUGGUGGAAACUCCGAAAAGCUCGAACGUGAGCUCGAACGCAUGGCCCGCCGCAAGUUCCGUAUUUGUGUCUCUAUGCAGCGUUACGCGAAGUUCAACAAGGACGAGCGUGAGAACACUGAGUUCCUUCUCCGCGCCUACCCUGACCUCCAAAUUGCGUAUCUUGAUGAGGAGGCCCCAGAGAACGAGGGUGAUGAGCCUCGCCUAUACUCUUCUUUGAUUGACGGUCACUGUGAACUCCUGGAGAACGGCAUGCGCAAGCCCAAGUUCCGCAUUCAGCUGUCCGGUAACCCCAUCCUCGGUGACGGAAAAUCCGACAACCAGAACCACUCCAUCAUCUUCUACCGCGGUGAAUACAUUCAACUUAUUGAUGCCAACCAAGACAACUAUCUCGAAGAGUGCUUGAAGAUCCGCAGUGUAUUGGCUGAGUUUGAAGAGCUGACCACUGACAAUGUUUCGCCUUACACGCCUGGUAUUCCCUCGCCUGAGUCCAAUCCAGUUGCCAUUCUCGGUGCCCGUGAAUACAUUUUCUCUGAGAACAUUGGCAUGCUCGGUGACGUUGCGGCCUCGAAGGAACAAACAUUCGGUACUCUGUUCGCCCGUACUCUGGCUCAGAUCGGCGGUAAGCUGCAUUAUGGUCACCCUGAUUUCCUGAAUGCUACCUUCAUGACCACACGUGGUGGUGUGUCCAAGGCCCAGAAGGGUCUCCACCUGAACGAGGAUAUCUAUGCCGGUAUGAACGCUAUUCUCCGAGGUGGUCGCAUCAAGCACUGUGAAUACUUCCAGUGUGGUAAGGGUCGUGAUUUGGGUUUCGGUUCCAUUUUGAACUUCACUACCAAGAUUGGUACCGGUAUGGGUGAGCAGAUGCUUUCUCGUGAAUACUAUUACCUCGGUACCCAACUGCCUCUCGACCGCUUCUUGUCUUUCUACUACGCCCAUCCCGGUUUCCACUUGAACAACAUGUUCAUUAUGCUUUCUGUGCAGAUGUUCAUGAUUGUGUUGAUCAACUUGGGUGCUCUGAAGCACGAGACUAUCAUUUGUCGCUACAACUCUGACCUGCCCAUCACGGAUCCCCUCCUGCCAACCUACUGUGCUGAUCUUCAUCCAAUCAUUAACUGGGUCAACCGUUGUGUUAUCUCGAUUUUCAUCGUGUUCUUCAUCUCGUUGGUUCCCCUCGCCGUCCAGGAACUGACUGAGCGUGGUGUCUGGCGUAUGGCCACCCGUCUGGCGAAGCACUUUGGUUCCUUCUCCUUCAUGUUUGAGGUGUUCGUUUGCCAGAUUUACGCCCACGCUGUGCACCAGAACCUGUCAUUAGGUGGCGCCCGCUAUAUUGGUACUGGUCGUGGUUUCGCAACUGCCCGUAUUCCCUUUGGUGUUCUGUAUUCCCGUUUCGCCGCACCCUCGAUCUAUGCUGGUGCUCGUCUGCUUCUGAUGCUGCUGUUCGCCACGAGUACUGUGUGGACUCCCGCUUUAAUUUGGUUCUGGGUUUCCUUGCUUGCCCUGAUCAUCUCUCCCUUCCUCUUCAACCCCCACCAGUUCGCCUGGAAUGACUUCUUCAUUGACUACCGGGAUUACCUCCGCUGGCUCUCGCGUGGUAACUCUCGGUCUCACGCCUCCUCUUGGAUUGGAUUCUGCCGUCUUUCUCGUACUCGCAUCACUGGUUAUAAGAAGAAGCUUCUCGGUGUUCCCUCAGAGAAGGGAUCCGGAGAUGUGCCCCGUGCUCGCAUUACCAACAUUUUCUUCAGUGAAAUCGUCGCCCCUCUGGUUGUGGUCGCUGUGACUUUCAUCCCGUACCUGUACAUCAACUCUCGAACUAUGUUCAGCAACGACGAUAAGUAUGCCGCGGACGCCAUUGCGCGCAUUGCCCUCGUCGCAUUUGCACCGAUUGGUAUCAACGCUGGUGUCGCUGGUAUGUUCUUCGGUAUGGCUUGUUGUAUGGGUCCUAUCUUCAGCCUGUGCUGCAAGAAGUUCGGUGCAGUUCUGGCCGCCAUCGCCCACGCCAUUGCUGUUAUUGUCCUCAUUGUCUUCUUCGAGGUUCUGUUUGUCCUCGAGUCCUUCAACUGGGCUCGUACUGUGUCCGGCAUGAUUGCAAUGAUGGCUCUCCAGCGUUUUAUCUACAAGCUCAUCAUCGCCUUGGCUCUGACUCGUGAAUUCAAACAUGAUCAGUCCAACAUCGCUUGGUGGACUGGAAAAUGGUACAACAUGGGCUGGCAUUCGCUGUCCCAACCAGGUCGUGAGUUCCUUUGCAAGAUCACCGAAUUGGGAUACUUCGCGGGCGACUUCGUUCUUGGCCACUUCAUCCUCUUUUUCAUGCUUCCUUUCCUCGCAGUUCCCUAUGCCGACAAGUUCCACUCGGUUCUACUCUUCUGGCUCCGUCCCAGUCGUCAAAUUCGUCCUCCGAUCUACUCUCUCAAGCAGUCCAAGCUGCGCAAGAGACGUGUGAUCCGUUUUGCCAUUCUCUACUUCGUCAUGCUCGUUCUUUUCAUUGUACUGAUCGCGGCACCGAUCAUCGUGCGCAACAUGGAUCUCGACGAGGGAAUCCGGAAAACGCUCUACGAUGCCAUUGGUGUGAAGCAGGGCAACAGCAUGUAUCUUCUGCAACCCCUUGACCACGGCCUGAACGAUACCAAGUCCUACUACACUGGUAGUCACUUGCCUCAAGGCUACUCAACUCAUGCUGCUGUCACACCCACUGGCGGCUCAUACAACUUCUUCCGUAUGUUCUGA
Molecule: messenger RNA, 5742 nt
Organism: Penicillium macrosclerotiorum
Lineage: Eukaryota; Fungi; Ascomycota; Eurotiomycetes; Eurotiales; Aspergillaceae
Product: 1-3-beta-glucan synthase component FKS1
Exons: 4
Coding region: 1-5742 (1913 amino acids)
Biological process (GO): (1->3)-beta-D-glucan biosynthetic process; fungal-type cell wall polysaccharide biosynthetic process
Cellular component (GO): 1,3-beta-D-glucan synthase complex; plasma membrane
Molecular function (GO): 1,3-beta-D-glucan synthase activity
Source: RefSeq, a predicted model, not a curated record